CGCGAAAUACGCUAACAAAGACGAGACAAGUAAACUAUUCGCGCGUAGUACCAGAAACGACAGUAUGACAAACAGGAAAACGAAGAAGAACCCCACCAUCCAACGCGCAACCUCUUAAAUCACCCAGUUCAGUUUUUCAUACCGUUUCGUCGUUCCCAUAAUUUUUCUCGGCCUAGUCUUCCUCAAACGCGUCUCUAUUUCUUUAAAAUCCGCUUUUGGAUUCAACUAUAUAUCCAAAUUCCAUUUCCCAGAUUUUUACUUUCCCGACCAAUUUGCGUGUCCAAAGUUGUUGCGAUUUUGACCUUUCAUUGGAUAACAAUUUUUGUCGACCCAACUUGCCUAAAUGCCGGCGCGUCCUUUUAUUGGUUCUUUUAUAACAAAAGCGUAGUGAUUCGGAACUUCAUUUGAUAAAUUUAUGAUUGCAGGGAAUGAAGUGGAUUCGUCGAGAAUUCUUGCCUGGCAUAGGAUUUGGAUUAUGGGUGCGCAUUAAAAGCCAGAAUCACUGUCAUGGUGCAGAGAACUGCCAGAUAAAAGUUUUCACCGGGGGAGAUGGGGAAAGGGUUUGAUUUUGCAUGUGCUUUUUUCAUCGCAGCUUUUGUUUCUCGUGGAAAUUUAAUAUAUAUUUGCACUUUCCCAAAGACGCUUGAUUUUUAGUGGGUGUUUAUUCAAACUAGUGGAAGUUUUGUCAAGGGAAAUGGAAUCCAGUAAAAGAACAUCAAGCGUUAUUGCAAGAUUGAUGGGUCUUGGUGAAAUGCCGCUUCAGCAACCUGUUCAGAAACAACAAAGGGUCUUUCGGAGUAUUACUUUCAGAGAGUUGCUUCUAUAGGUGUCAUGGGGAAGCGUUCAUCUCAUGAGCAUCCUUCAUUUAGGAUGAGCAAUGGAGAGCGUGAGGAAUUAAAUUAUAUCUUUAGAGUACUGGACACACUAGAUAGACAUAAGCAACAUAAUCUGCUCGUUGAAGAGGGGAAACCUAGCUCCAAUUCAUCAGAAGAAAAAUUGGGAUUCGUAAGGCAUAAUUUUCCAAAUGCAAAAUACAUUUCAGUGGAUAAGAAGUUUCAAGACCUGGCAGAACUUCCAGAUGCACUGGAUAUUACAUAUAUUAAGAAGGAUCCCUUUCCAAAAUAUCUCCAAGAGCCAGAUUCUUCAUUUGCCAAGAACUUUCAUAAUUGGAAGGUGUAACUUCUUACUCACGAUCAGGCGAUGUUCCAGUCUUGAAAUCAUCAUGUACUUCUUAUGGUAUCAAUAUUAACAAAUGUAGAAAAUUAGGGAGGAAGGCUUUGCAAGGAAAUGUUAAAUUGCUGCACAAACCCGAGAAUGGGACUAAUAGAAAUCCCCAUGGACUUGGAAUUGAUGAUAUCUAUAAGCUUUCAAGAUCUCAAUUGGAGUCAAAUAGUGAAGCAUGCCAUUCCCCCAUGAAAGUUGUUAUUUUGAAACCAAAUCAUGGCAAGAUAGAGAGUCAUACACUAAAUUUCUCUUCAUAUAGUUCUUGUGAAGGUUCACUUUUGGGUGAUAGGUGGCAUAAAGAGUUUCAUAGUACUGAAAAUGGGGCAUAUGUAUCCAGGGAAGCAAAAAAAAAAUAUCAGACCAAUGGAAGACAAAUAAGAAGGUCCAGAAAGAUGGAUUGGCUGGUAGAGUCAGUACUCUUGGUGAAUUGUUUGCCUUGGCUGAUGAUGAAAUUGGAACUAGAAAUGUUUAUUACAAGCCUAGUAAGCAUGGCCUGAGCAAUCAAACUAGUCCAAAUGAUAAAGAUAGUGAUCACUUAAGCUUCAUCAGCACAAAUGUUUCGAAGGAUGGGCCUAUGAUAAACUUUCCAAGGUCCAUAGUUCUUUCUGCACCUUCUGCUACUGGGAAUUCCAGACCCCGGACCAGAUAUGAAGGCCUUCAAGUGACUGGUAUUCAAGCCUGGAAAAGUCUGUUAAUUGGGCGCAACACAAGUCAAGAAAGCAAGCUUUACAUCCGAAAGAUGGUUUAGAAUAUAAAAACUUAGUCAGCAAUAAGAAAACUCAUUCCUUUCCAUGUUUGGAUUUGGAAAGUAAUGAUAAUGUAGAAGCAGCGAUGUGUGUUGUCCUGGUUGAGGUGAAGGUCAAACUUGAGAAGGAUCUGUCUAAUCAGAAUUGUAUGGGCCCUCAGUCUUCAAGCUCCACUGUUUCUCACUCUGCUUUGGAAAAUAGUUGCUUUGUGUGGGACACAUGGGUGAUGGAAGGUGAGAUGAAGAACAAGCUUGACAGCAGCAAUAAGGAUGAAUGCAACAUUUCAGUUCCUCAGUCCUUAGUCUCCAAUGUUGCCUCAGUGAGCAUGGGAACUAAUGUGGUGGCUGAUGCAGAGUGUAAGGUCGUGGGUGGGGCUUCUGAAAAUUCCAAGGAAGAGCAGUCUGAACCAAUCAUCUGUAUCUUAGAGACAAAUUCUGAUUCUUAUAGUCGUGCCUCCUAUACCUUGAUUCAACAGAGAAAAUCAGUUGGAUUCCAUGAAGAAGGUGCUGUGUACUCACGGUGCUUUCACACAGAGCCAGAAUCUAUAUUGAGCUCAGAGGAGGCUUAUCAUCCUAGUCCAGUUUCAGUUCUGGAACUACCUUUCGAAGAAGAUCUUUCAAAUGAUUUGGAAUGCUUAGACAGUAUCAGCACUGACAUAUGUGAUAUCUCAGAAACACACUCAGAAGGACCUGGGAUGAUUGUGCCGAGUGACGAAGAUUCCAGAGAAGGAUCUGUAGGCGACCCUCAAGAAAACAUAGGGUUAAUGGGAUUGUUUAGAGUUGAAGAAAGUAGAGGUUACUCGUACCUUAUUGAUGUCUUAACUGAGGUAGGUUUUCAUGGUGGCAUCCUAAAUAUGGAUUUUGGUACCUGGCACACACCAGAAUGCCCAAUAAACCUUUCAGUUUUUGAGACCCUUGAAAAAAAGUUUGGUGAGCUGGCUUCCUGGAAGAGGUCAGAUAGGAGACUUCUCUUUGACUAGAUAAAUUUGGGGCUAAUGGAGAUUCCACAGCCAUGCAUGGUUGUGCCCAAAUGGGCAAAGCCUGCAUCCAAAAGAUUCAACCCUAGGCCAAGUCGGAACAUGAUUGAGGAAGAGUUAUGGAUGUUGCUGGUAAGCCAAGAAAAGGAAGCAAGCAUGAACUUGGCAGCGAAACCGCUGCAAAAGGAACUGGGUUCUGUAGAUUUAGGAGAUGAUAUCGAUCUUAUAGGUAGAGAAAUAGGGAGCUUGUUGAUAGAUGAGCUUGUUUCAGAGGUUAUUAGCAUGGGCACUUUUUAGACGUCAGCGUGUUAAUGUUUUUGUCAGAUAUAUUGAAUGAAAACUAUUUUUUUGUUCCUUUUUUCCCUAAGCCUAUGAGAGCCAUUCAGAAAAAGA
Messenger RNA from Carya illinoinensis, 3339 nucleotides. RefSeq lists its product as uncharacterized. NCBI's taxonomy places the organism in Eukaryota, Viridiplantae, Streptophyta, Magnoliopsida, Fagales, Juglandaceae. The transcript has 5 exons. The record is from RefSeq and is a predicted model, not a curated record.